Messenger RNA from Lachancea mirantina, 432 nucleotides. NCBI's taxonomy places the organism in Eukaryota, Fungi, Ascomycota, Saccharomycetes, Saccharomycetales, Saccharomycetaceae. The record is from the annotation of a GenBank genome assembly.
AUGUCCAGAUCUGGUGUUGCCGUUGCCGAUGAAUCCUUGACUGCUUUCAACGACUUGAAGUUAGGAAAGAAGUACAAGUUCGUUUUGUUCGGGCUUAAUGAAAACAAGACGUCCAUCGUUGUUAAGGAAACUUCCACUGAACAAGAUUAUGACGCGUUUUUGGAGAAGCUUCCUGAAAAUGAGUGCUUAUACGCCGUUUACGACUUCGAAUACGAGAUCGGUGGCAACGAGGGCAAGAGAUCCAAAAUUGUGUUCUACACCUGGUCCCCAGACACAGCUCCUGUGAGAUCCAAGAUGGUGUACGCCUCUUCUAAGGAUGCAUUGAGAAGAGCUCUAAAUGGUGUCUCUACCGACAUCCAAGGCACACACUACUCGGAAGUGGCUUAUGAAUCAGUACUAGAAAAGGUCAGCAAAGGUGCCGGCUCUCACUAG